AUGACGAGGCCGAUAAGCGUCAUCGCGUCAUUCGGACACCGCCACUUUUCGCAGGCAACACCCGGUUCGCCACCUUACCGCGUCUUAUUUUUCGGAACAGAUAACGUCUCACUCGCCACGCUUAAAAUGCUGUAUGCCAACUGUAAGCAUGUUAUUGGUAGCGAUGGAUUGAUUGAGCAUAUUGAAGUGGUGUGCCCUUCGAACCGUCCAAUGAACGGAAGCAAGAAGGCUGAGCCGGUACCGGUCAAAAAAUUUGCACAGCGCCGUUGCAUUAAGACCUUCGACACGCCUUCAAAUCUUAAGUCACUUAAAACGUGGGAUUUUCCCGUUUCUGAAAAAUUUGAUGUGGGUGUUGUGGUGUCAUUUGGGUACUUUUUGCAUCCGCACAUGCUGAAAAAUCUUUAUCACGGUGCAAUUAAUAUGCAUCCAUCGUUGUUGCCAAAGUACCGUGGUCCUGCCCCGAUCCAUCACGCAUUGCUUAACGGUGAUUUGAUAACCGGCGUGUCAAUAAUUGAGAUCGUUUCGGAAGCUUUCGAUGCUGGAAGAAUUUUACUGCAAAAGCCCUACGAAAUCAAGCCCGGCAUCCAGUACCGAGACCUAGCAGAUGAACUUGCAGCGUUUGGUUCGGAAUGCGUGUUGAAAACGCUGGCUUCAUUACAGACAAUGAAGGAAAAAGCUGUCGUGCAGGACGACGCCAGGGCUAGUAAGGCCCCCAAAUUGAAAUUCAAAGAUGGUCUUAUCUCGUUCAAGGAAACAGCUAGAGAUAUUUUCCACCGGUGGCAGGCUUUGAGCAAUUCAGUCGGAGUAAACGUUUAUUUCAGAGGGAACGUAGUUAAGCUGGUUGAGAUCCAGCUUCCGAUGGAUCAAGAGCUAGACUUUGUAAAGGCUGAUGAGGCCCGCAACGGAGUAGCAGCAAUUGGAACCUUUUUCUUUGAAAAAAAUCGUCAAGUGAUUUGGUUGCGAUGCGAAAAUUUUUCUUGGUUAAAAGUUUUAAGUUUGCAACAAGCAGGUCGAAAGGUCGGCACUGCGCUCGAUUUUUGCAACGGAAUUCGGCUGAAGAAUAUGCAACGCGAGCUAUUUGAGCAGGUGCCUAUGGAUAGAUUUGAAGUUGUAAAUCAUCUUUAG
This is a messenger RNA of Plasmopara halstedii, 1125 nucleotides long. RefSeq names its product methionyl-trna formyltransferase. Lineage: Eukaryota; Oomycota; Peronosporomycetes; Peronosporales; Peronosporaceae. The transcript is spliced from 8 exons. Gene Ontology annotation, molecular function: methionyl-tRNA formyltransferase activity. The record is from RefSeq and is a predicted model, not a curated record. Gene Ontology annotation, biological process: biosynthetic process; conversion of methionyl-tRNA to N-formyl-methionyl-tRNA. Bases 1 to 1125 code for a protein of 374 amino acids.